UCUGCACUAGGGGUCCCUGUUUCGCACAAACACUGGGCGGCGGCCCCAAAAAUCUUGAACUCAUCGUCCAGAAUAUGGUGCCUCUACCUUAGGAGCCCAGAGUACUGCCUGACUAGGACGAACCUCUCGUGCCCUUGUCGGGCAGAAAAGCAGCCUUGAAACAGCAUCUUGGAGCAAGACAGAAGCUGAUUCUGGAGGCAACAAAUUUGCUGAUAAGAGCGGGACGCAGACAAACCAUUCCGAGACGGAAACGGCGACCCGGCAGCGGCACAGAUAAGCGAGGUCCUCGUUGCAGCGCGUUGGAAGGGCGGGGUCCUCCUGGCGGGGCCUGGGCGGAUGAGGUCACUCUUUGUGGUGGCUGCCGUUGGCAAGAUGGCGCCGGUGCUGGCGGAGAAGAAGCUGCUGGGGCCGGACGGGCUCGUGGCUGCCGAGUUCCCCAGCGAGGAGGAUGAAGGGCAGAGCCUUUGGCACUCAAUACUGAGUGAAGUUUCAACGCGAUCCAGGUCUAAAUUACCCUUGGGCAAAAAUAUUCUUGUCUUUGGUGAUGAUGGCUCAGGCAAAACAACACUAAUGAUUAAAAUACAAGGAGCAGAGCAUGGCAAGAAAGGAAGAGGCCUGGAAUACCUGUACCUGAACAUCCAUGAUGAAGACAGAGAUGAUCAGACCCGUUGUAACGUUUGGAUUCUUGAUGGGGACUUGUACCAUAAAGGGCUCUUGAAAUUUGCUGUUUCAGCAGAAUCGUUGCAAGAGACCCUUGUUAUCUUUGUGGCAGAUAUGUCUAGACCCUGGACUAUUAUGGAAUCCUUACAAAAAUGGGCCAGUGUUUUGCGUGAACAUAUUGAUAAGCUGAAAAUUCCCCCUGAAGAGAUGAGAGACAUGGAACAACAGUUUGUGAAGGCUUUUCAGGAAUAUGUAGAACCUGAAGAAGGCUAUCAGGGAUCACCACGAAGAGGUCCAUCAGGACAAGAUGAUGGAGAUGUAAUUCUACCACUUGGAGAUAAUGUUCUGACUCAUAACCUCGGGAUCCCUGUGAUAGUAGUUUGUACAAAGUGUGAUGCAAUGAGUGUAUUAGAAAAGGAACUUGACUACAGAGAAGAACAUUUUGACUUUAUUCAGUCGCACAUUCGUAGAUUCUGCUUGCAAUAUGGAGCAGCCUUGAUCUACACAUCGGUUAAAGAGGAAAAGAAUCUUGACUUGUUGUAUAAGUACAUUGUACAUAAAACAUAUGACUUUCACUUUCUCACACCUGCCUUAGUGGUAGAAAAGGAUGCAGUUUUCAUACCUGCUGGCUGGGACAACGAAAAGAAAAUUUCAAUCCUACACGAAAACUUCACAACAGUGAAACCAGAAGAUCCGUAUGAAGACUUCAUUGUAAAACCACCUGUAAGAAAGUUAGUUCAUGAUAAAGAGCUUGCAGCAGAAGAUGAACAAGUGUUUCUUAUGAAGCAGCAGUCUUACCUUGCCAAGCAGCCAGCUACACCUACAAGAGCUUCUGAAUCUCCUGCACGAGGCCCUUCUGGAUCGCCAAGACCCCAGAGCAGGGCAGGCCCUGCCAGUGUCCCCAGUGCCUCACCAAUAGCAUCUGUUAAGAAGCCAGAUCCAACAAUUAAGAAUAAUGCUGCAAGUGAAGGUGUGCUAGCCAGCUUCUUCAACAGUCUCUUGAGUAAAAAGACUGGCUCUCCUGGGAGUCCUGGUGCAGGUGGAGUGCCGAGUACAGCCAAAAAAUCAGGACAAAAGACGGUUUUGACGAAUGUUCAAGAAGAACUGGACAGAAUGACUCGCAAACCAGACUCUAUGGUAACGUCCAACUCUUCUCCAACAGAGAAUGAAGCUUGAUAAUGCUUGAAUCUGCAUAUGUAAAUGACCAAAUAACUAUGUACAUUGAUCUGAUAAGACCAGGAGUUCUCUGCUAUGGCAGAUGCUAUACAUUUUUCUUGGGGCAGGGGGAAAUGAAAUUUAAUCUUCAUUGGCUUGUCCCAAUAUCAAGUGCACAUUCAGGAAGUUUUGCAUAUAAAAUUCCUCUGUUUUAAGAUAGCCAUUUUAGAAUAUAAAUAGGGCAAUUCUCUUGAUUUGGGUGGCAAACAAGGUGCAGCCUAGGGAAGAGCACAGAGAAGUGAGAUGCGGGAUUCCUAUUGAAAAGCCACUAGUGGCUUCUGGCACUAAGGAAGAAUGAAGUCCCUUUUCCCAAAUGUCCAGGAGUUGGCCAUUCAAAACAUACUUGUACCUGGAGAGAAUCUGGUGUAGUAGACUGGUGGUUAGAUGAAGAGUGUGUAAAAUGCUGCGUUUACAAGGAGAAAUGCAAGAUCUGGCUCAGAAGUGAAAAGUAUGUCAGACAGACUGGAGAAAAGCAGUAUUAAUUCAUCCUGUGUUGAAUAUAGAUCAGAUAAUCACGUUUUGAAAACAAAAGCCUUUACAAUUGGAAAGUGUCCAAAGCUUUUACACUGAGUAUCAUGGGAAUAUUUCUUGUUCUAAAUUGCAUUUUUUAGUUCUAACGAAGCUACAUAAAAUGUGGUGGGUGCCCUUUUUGUCAUAGUUGACAUAGGGAGAAGCUUGAUUAGACCAAGUGCCUGGCACAGUGAGUGAUAUCUUUUAGAAGGUGCUUGAAAUUGAACCUCUUGUGCACUGUAAUACAAACAGUUCUUUGUUCGUUUGACUUUAUUUUAAAUAACUUGGUAACUUUUGAUAGCUGUGUUUAACUUUGAAUCCUGUUUUCUAAUAGCUUCUGCCUUGGGUUGCUUUUUCUCUUAAAUGCCAACGACCUGGCCUGUUAAGAGCAAUGAGUGACAUAUCGCUUUCCCAUGAUAAAAAGUGUUACAGAAUACAAAUCUCUCUCACUCUUCAGUAACUGAAAACUCAAUCCUGCCUUAAAGUUUUUGAAACCUGUGAUGAAUUUCUUGUAGGCUCACAAGAAUCUUGUUCCAAACUGCAGUAAAUUAUUAAGAGUCUGUAGGUGUGCAUUGUUAAAAUGUAAUACCUAAAGACUUCAUUAUAACCCUUCGUUGUAGCCUUUCAAAUGUGGAAAGAAAUCUUACGGUUGUCCCUCAUUGCUACUCAGAUUAGUACCCAUGGCCAGCUUGAGCUAUAGUUCUAUGGAAGACUCCCACAUGAACUGAAAUGGCACUUUUGCGUUUCUGUAUGAUAUAUUUGAAAAAGAAACACUACCUUGCGUUAAUAGUACCAAACAUUGUUGUUAUCAACACACAGAAGGGGAAAAAAACCACCGUAUGAAUUAUGCAGAGUUUACUUUUUAUUGAUAAGUAUUUGUGUGUUAUGCUGAAUCUUGUUUCUGAAUAGAACACCCCUAAUAUUUAUAUAUACAUACAUAUAUAUAUUGUUAACUACACAGAAUGAAUUGACCACUAACACAGUAAUGGAUGUAAUUGGAAACCCUGUGUUACAUCAAGAGGCCAUCUUUGUUUUUGUAAGUCUGUCUUAACACUAUCUAGAAAGCUAAGAGUAUUUACUUGCAUUAACACAGAAGCAUGUGCCAGUUAUGUCUUUUUCAUUUGGGUUAGUUUUUUUUUACAUUUUUGUAAGUUUCAGAACCUCAGUUUCAUCCACAGUUGCCUGGAUCUUAAAUUGACAAGUUGUGGUUGGGGCAAUUUGUGGUUCUGCUGCCUUUUAUAAUCUGGCAUAUAAUUCGCCAGAUGCACAUUAAAGAAAAAUGUAGCCACCCCAGCAGAUGUGACUUGCAUCCUGUCUUCGUGGCAUGCAGCUUUAGUGUACUGUUAGGCAGCUGCGUGUUUUAUGCCAUGUAUAAGCACAUAGCAACUUGGGAUGGUUAAGUUCAUGCUGGGUUCUAGCAGAGGGAACUUUACCACUGUCUCCACCUCCUUGCCACAUUUGCAAAUGGCAUAGAACCAGCCUCAUGAGUGGCAGGCCAGUCGAGAGCUGAUUUUGGCUGCCUAGAGAGUUUUAGGAAAUGACAUCAUGGAAGUAAGUUGGACAAGAAAGUGUUUUGUGAUGGCAUGUGGUUCCAAUGCAAGCCUUCAGUACACAACUGCCUCUUUCUGUUGAUGAUUUGGCAUUCAAGCAUAUAGUUCACUUUGUGUAUCGAUAUUGUGUACAAGCGGCUACUGAAUUUUUUCUAAUUUUCAUAAAAUCAAUGUUAGAGCUGCUGCAAAUGAGCAAAAGCCAAUAAUUUACUACUUGCCAGUUGCGCAAAAGAAUGCUUGGAGCCAAACAGAAGUCUGAUUCCUCCCCCCCCCGCACUCACAUUUCCUCUUUGCAAGUGAAUGCUCCCAGUUUCUCAAAGAGCUGUAAGUAAUGUAGUAUUCUUCGAUUGCCAAAGUCUAGCAACUUUGGAAAGCUGCACAGUUGUCUUUUCAGAUGUUCUCAAGCAUUGGAACCAAAGGCCAAACUGCAAAAAGCCUUUACAUUAAAAAAAAUACACUUAACUUUAUUUUUCAGGAUACACUUGUAUGGUAGACUGUUAAAAUUAUUACAAGGCGAUAUUUAUAUACGGUAUAGUGAUUUCAUCUACUGUUCAUGUUUAAACUAAAGUAAUAAUCUAUUCAACUUGAAGAGAAGGCAAAUAUAAAGGAUUAAGGAUUCGCCCUCCAUCAAAAUGCUGUGUUUAUGCUGCUUGAUUUUUUUUUAAGUUUGCACUUUUUAUUGGCAUUUUAAAACUUGUUUAAAUUGAACAGGACUUGUAUUUAAUUUAAUUUAACUACAAUGAAAAUGACUGAACUUAACCAUAUCCAUAAUGUAAAUGAAAGUUCACUCUUCUAUAUGACUAAGUUUAUUGAUGUUUUUAACUUCCAAUGAGGACUGCAGAUGUAUCCAACACAACCCUUAGUCCAGUUGUAUGGCUUUAACCAGGUGCAGUCACGUGGAAUCUUGCUUUCUAGUGCUGGCAAAAAUGAGGACAUGUCUUUAAUUAAUGGCUUCAAUAAACACCAACCAAGACUGCU
Molecule: messenger RNA, 4913 nt
Organism: Rhineura floridana
Lineage: Eukaryota; Metazoa; Chordata; Lepidosauria; Squamata; Rhineuridae
Gene: DYNC1LI2
Product: dynein cytoplasmic 1 light intermediate chain 2
Exons: 13
Coding region: 337-1836 (499 amino acids)
Biological process (GO): microtubule cytoskeleton organization; microtubule-based movement
Cellular component (GO): cytoplasmic dynein complex; centrosome
Molecular function (GO): dynein heavy chain binding
Source: RefSeq, a predicted model, not a curated record